Striga hermonthica is the source of this 576-nucleotide messenger RNA. The record is from the annotation of a GenBank genome assembly. Lineage: Eukaryota; Viridiplantae; Streptophyta; Magnoliopsida; Lamiales; Orobanchaceae.
AUGCUUCAAGAUACUUGUGUCGCCGAUCGCUCUUCUGGCGUGCGGGUCAACGGGUACCCGUGCACAAACUCCGCAAGUCCCGACGACUUCUUCUCGAGCAUCCUCGCGAGUCCAGGCGCCACCAACAACACGAUGGGGUCGAGAGUCACGGGGGCCAACGUCCAAGUGAUCCCGGGCCUCAACACCCUAGGCGUCUCCCUCUCCCGGAUCGACUACGCCCCGGGGGGCCUCAACCCCCCUCACACCCACCCGCGCGCCACCGAGAUCGUCUUCGUCCUUUAUGGGGAGCUCGAUGUGGGCUUCAUCACAACGGCCAACGUCCUAGUGGCAAAAACCAUCAAGAAAGGGGACGCGUUUGCCUUUCCAAAGGGGCUCGUCCACUACCAGAAGAACAACCGUCAGGAACCAGCGGCCGUCAUCUCCGCCUUCAACAGCCAGCUGCCGGGCACACAGUCGAUUGCGGCCACACUGUUUGCCGCCAGUCCGGAAGUGCCGGACCAUGUCCUUACGCAGGCGUUCCAGGUCGGGACCAAGGAGGUUCAAAAGAUCAAGGACAGGCUCGCGCCCAAGAAAUAG